GGCGAGCAGAGCAUUGAUACGGCAGCGAUGGCGGCGCGCAAGUUGGACGGCAAGACGGCGGUGGGCUCCUGGCAGGGCGAGAACAUCCUGUCCAUCGCCCAGUUCGGCAAGCAGAGCGCGCAGCGCGUGCUCGAUGUGGCCGACGAGAUGAAGAACAUGGUCAAGACGCAGGGCGCGAGCGACCUGCUCAAGGGCAAGCUGCUGGCCAACGUGUUCAUGGAGCCGUCCACGCGCACGAGCAGCUCAUUCCAGGCGGCCAUGAAGCGUCUCGGCGGCCUCGUGGUGUGCGUCAACGAGACGUCGUCCAGCAGCCAGAAGGGCGAGACGCUCCACGACACCAUCCGCUGCCUCGAGUGCUACGCCGACGUGGUGGUGCUUCGCCACCCCAUCAAGGGCAGCGCGCUGGUGGCCGCUGAGGCGACCAAAAAGCCCGUGCUAAAUGCCGGCGACGGCGUCGGCGAGCACCCGUCCCAGGCGAUGCUGGAUCUGUACACGAUCCACAGCGAGCUCGGCGACCUUGAGAACCUCAAGGGCAAGGUCGUCACUAUGGUCGGCGACCUCAAGUACGGCCGUACGGUGCAUUCGCUGUCCAGGCUGCUGGCCAUGUACGGCACCACCUUCAACUACGUGUCCCCUGAGAGCUUGAAGAUGCCGCGCUACGUGUUCGACGAGCUGGCCGCGCAAGGUAUCCAGCAGAACGAGACGACCGACCUCGACUCGGUGAUUAACCAGACGGACGUGCUCUACGUCACCCGCGUGCAAAAGGAGCGCUUUGAGUCCGAGGCGGACUACAACGCCGUGAAGGACAGCUUCCGCAUCACGCUGGACACGAUCAAGGACGCCAAGUCGAAGAUGAUCAUCAUGCACCCGCUCCCGCGCGUUGGCGAGGUCGCCGAAGAGGUUGACACGGAUCCGCGCGCUGCCUACUUCCGCCAGAUGGAGAACGGCAUGUACGUACGCAUGGCACUGCUCGCUUUGGUGCUGGGCAAGGCAUAAAACCUCUCAAGGUGUUGGUAGAUGACCGGUAGAAGCGGGUGCACGCCGGUAGAUCACUUCCUCUUUCGAUUGUGCAUGGAACGAAACCCCCUCUUUACAUUUAACUUGGCGGCGUGGCUGAUCCACCGCAGCACAGCGCGUUUGUACACUCAGCAGCAUUUGCACAGCGAUACUCCACUGUAGCGUCGUAGGCCUGGACGUUCAACCGUGAGCCCAAAAAGGACGCGAGCUCUCUCACAAAGUGCUCUGCGUCCUCAUACAGAAACGGCGCCAGCGCUUGCUGCAUUUCGUCGUAGCAUUUCCUGGCCCCACAUUGCGCGAUCUUGUUGAGGCAGCACUGGAUGAUCGCCAGCAGCACGGUGAGGUCAAUAUCCCGGCCGAUACACGCCCGCAGCUCUCUCUGGAGCCAGGCCUCGUACUCGCCCUUGACCUUGUGCAUCUUGGGGAACGAGUGCGAGUCCUUCACCUCCACGCCCGCCACUCGGACGAGUCUCAUGUGGCGUCGAUACACCAGCGAGCGGCGUCUGAGUCUCUGGCGGUUGCUGUCAUUCUCUUCUCUCCGCCUGUUCCUGCUCUGCUGGUCCUGGAUCUGCCGCCCCUGGAAGCG
Molecule: messenger RNA, 1603 nt
Organism: Phytophthora sojae
Lineage: Eukaryota; Oomycota; Peronosporomycetes; Peronosporales; Peronosporaceae
Exons: 4
Coding region: 28-996 (322 amino acids)
Biological process (GO): 'de novo' pyrimidine nucleobase biosynthetic process; amino acid metabolic process
Molecular function (GO): aspartate carbamoyltransferase activity; amino acid binding
Source: RefSeq, a predicted model, not a curated record